This is a messenger RNA of Dovyalis caffra, 573 nucleotides long. Lineage: Eukaryota; Viridiplantae; Streptophyta; Magnoliopsida; Malpighiales; Salicaceae. The record is from the annotation of a GenBank genome assembly.
AUGGGAGACGAGAAGGUGAAAAACGAAGCAUUGCAAAUAAUAGGAAUGUUUCAAGUACUGCCUAGAUUGGUCGUCUUCGAUCUUGAUUACACUCUCUGGCCUUUCUAUUGCGAAUGUCGCUCCAAGCGUGAAAUGCCAUCCUUGUAUCCCCAAGCUAAAGGCAUAAUAUUUGCACUCAAGGAAAAGGGGAUUGAUAUGGCCAUUGCUUCUAGAUCACCAACCUCAGAUAUUGCAAAGACAUUUAUUGACAAACUGAGCCUCAAGUCAAUGUUUACAGCGCAGGAAAUCUUUUCCAGUUGGACCCACAAGACAGAGCAUUUCCAGAAGAUUCAUACGAGGACUGGGGUACCCUUUAACUCCAUGCUCUUUUUUGAUGAUGAGGAUAGGAACAUUGACACGGUGUCAAAAAUGGGAGUAACAAGCAUUCUGGUUGGUAAUGGGGUUAAUCUCGGGGCACUAAGACAAGGACUCACAGAAUUUUCACAAAAUGUGAGCAAAUCUGAAAAGAACAAGCAGAGGUGGCUGAAAUUUUCACAAAAUCCAAAUUCAUCCGAGAAGAAAGAUCAAGAUUGA